AAUAGUGAUCAAUUUAAACUGUGAUAUUUAUUAAACUUUAGUCUUUUGUUUAAAUAAUGGGAUUUUAAGUUUUAUACAAAUACUAUUAUUAUUAUUAUUAUUAUCAUGCUAUUAAUAAAAUCUUGCAAGUUUUUCCAAAUAUGUUUUUUACAUUAUGUAUUUGUAUUGUACAUAUCAAUAGCUCAGGCAAAAAAAACUUGUAUGAUGUAUGGCGAAUGCCAUUAUAAUGAAGCUGCAAAUACAUACCAAAACUGUGCAAAACCUUCAGAACCUAAAAAACUAAAUAAUGAAACAGCUUUAGGUAUUUUACAAACAGUUUGUCCAUUUUAUUUUGAAGAUGUUGAAAAUGCAAAUGAUGUUGAAUUAUGCUGUGACGCUGAUCAAACAGUCAGAUUGUAUGAUGGGAUAUUAAAUGCGCAAGUAAUGUUCCAAAGAUGUCCAACAUGCUUAUGGAAUAUGCAAUAUUAUAUUUGCGCAAUAGCGUGUGCGCCAAAUCAAAAUGAAUUUAUAGUAAUAGAAGAAACAAGCAAAAAUGAAGAUCCUGGACCUUGGAAAGGAAAAGAGUAUGUGGUAGCAUUUAAUUUUACUAUGACUGAGUCGUAUGCAAAUACAACAUACGAUUCAUGUAAAGAUAUUAUAUUCACUCAAACUGGUGAAAAAGCAAUGGACAUUGGAGCUUGUGGAGGUGAUAACAGUUACAAAACUUGUAACUCGAAACGCUGGUUUGAUUUUAUGGGAAGCACUGCUGAUAAUCCAUUUGCUCCAAUGCAGAUAAAUUUUAUAUUUGAAACAAAUUCAAGUGAUGCCUUUAAUCCGGAAAACAUUUAUCCAUGUAAUGAGACCUACCAGACAGGCGUUCCCGCCUGUGGAUGUGCUGAUUGUGUGUUAUCAUGCCCGAUUGGUGAUAGUCCAUUUGGAACAUCUGAUUAUUUUACAAUUUUGGGAUUAGAUGGUGUAUAUUUUCUUAUUGGGUUAUUUGUAUUUGUAUUCGGGACAGCUUUCAUCUUAGGAAUUGCAUUCAUAAAAUAUAGAAAUAAAGACCUUGUAUCUGGUGAAUCGACACCUGAUUCUUUAUCUUCCAAGGGCGUUCCAGUGAAUCAAUGUUUAUUUAAAGCAUACUCAAAUUUUCUUACAUCAGGAAUGCAGAUAUUAUUUCGAUGGUGGGGAACAUUUGUGGCUGAAAAUCCUAUACUAGUUUUAAUGUUUUCAUCCUGGGUUAUUAUUGCUUUGGGAUAUGGUGCAACAUACCUAAAAAUAACUACUGAUCCAGUGGAGUUAUGGGCAGCUCCUGAUAGUCGAAGUCGUCUCGAAAAAGAGUAUUUCGAUAGUCAUUUUCGUCCAUUUUAUCGAAAUAAUCAAAUAUUUUUUAAGAAUACUCGUGAUUUUCAGGUAAAUCACACUAUAAAUGAACAAACUAUAACAUUUGGGCGUGCAUUUGAUCAAGAAUUUUUAGCAGAAAUAUUUAAAUUGCAAGAGAAAAUUGAAAAGAUAAAAAUAUUUGACAAUAAAGGAUUACAAGAUAUAUGUUUUGCACCAAUUGCUAAUGAAUUUACAGGCCCUGUUACACUUGAACAGUGUACUGUUCAAUCAGUAUUUGGAUUUUUCCAAAAUGAUUGGGAAGAAUUUAAUAAAACUGAUACUAACGGCGAAAAUUAUUUAAAUCGUAUUGAUAAAUGUUUAGUAAAUCCAUAUGGAACUGAUUGUAUGGCAUUAUACGGAGGGCCAGUCCAACCAAAUUUAGUAUUUGGAGGUUUUUCCUACGAAGAUAAUGGUGAACCGUAUUAUUAUGAUGCCAAGGGAAUUGUAUUAACUUUUCUUGUAAAUAACGAGAAUAAAAAAGAAAAUUUAAAGGAAGCCCUGGAAUGGGAAAAACAAUUUAUAUCAUUAAUUCGAGAGUGGGAAAAGAAUGAAAAACCUAAUUAUAUCGAAGUAGCUUACAGUAGUGAGAGAUCAAUUGAGGAUGAAUUAGAGCGAGAAUCAAAUGCCGAAAUUUGGACGGUGGUCAUCAGCUAUGCGGUUAUGUUCGUUUAUAUUACAAUCGCCUUAGGUCAUAUUAGAUCAUUCACAUCGUUUUUUGUUGAUACGAAAAUUAUGUUAGGUCUUGGAGGAAUAUUUAUCGAAUUAUCGUCUGUACUAUGCUCUAUCGGAAUAUUUGGUUAUAAAGGUGUACCAACGACUUUAUUAACGAUAGAAGUUUUACCAUUUUUAAUAUUAGCUGUGGGAAUCGAUAAUGUUUUUAUAUUAGUUCAAACUCAUCAACGAAAGCCAAGAAAUAAACAAUUGACGCAAGCUGAGCAAAUUGGGGAAACACUUGGAAAUGUUGGACCAACGAUGUUAUUAACAAGUUUAUCAGAAGCUUUUUGUUUUGGAUUAGGCGCACUAUCAGCUAUGCCUGCUGUAAAAACAUUUGCAUUGUACGCAGCAAUCGCAAUAUUGGUCGAUUUUAUAUUGCAAAUAACAGCAUUUAUAGCAAUAUUUAGUCUCGAUGAUAGACGAUUUUCGGAUAAACGUUUUGAAAUAUUUUGCUGUUUCAAGAAAAAUAUUUAUGAUUAUGAACCAAACUCAAACGGAUGGGUUUAUAAUUUAUGGUCUAAAUUUUAUGUUCCAAACUUAAUGAGGAAUAACGUUCGAAUUAUAACGUUAGUAAUAUUCCUGUUUUGGACAUGCGUGAGUGUGAUGGUUAUUCCAAGCAUCGAACCAGGACUGGAUCAGGAACUCUCAAUGCCCGAUGACAGUCAUGUUUUAAAAUAUUUUCAAUUUAUGAAUGAACUGCUAUCGAUUGGACCACCUGUUUAUUGGGUCGUAAAGUCUGGUUUGGACUAUAGUAAGAAAGAUGUACAAGAUGUGUUUUGUGGAGGUAUGGGAUGUGGCAGAGAUUCGAUAUAUACUCAAUUAUAUGUUGCUUCGAAACAUCGAAAUUCGUCAUAUAUAGCUAUGCCAUCAAAUUCGUGGCUAGAUGAUUAUUUUGAUUGGAGUAUGAUAGAAUGUUGCCAACAUUUUGUUAGUAAUGAAACAUUUUGUCCACAUUCUGUACAUAAUGAGACACUAUGUACAAAAUGUUCAAGGGAAUCGGAUGUUGGCUCAAUACGUCCAACAGAAAACGAUUUUAAUCGCUUUUUACCAUAUUUUUUAAAAGAUAAUCCUGAUCCUGAAUGUGCUAAAGCUGGACAUGCAGCCUAUGGAUCCUCUGUAAAUUAUAAAUUAUUUGAUAAUCGAUCAUCAGUGGUUCAAGAAUUUUAUUUAUCUUCAUUCCAUACGGUAUUAAAAACUUCUAAAGACUUCUAUGAAGCUUUAAAAUAUGCUCGAAUAGUCGCAGAUAAUUUAACACUUACAUUAAGCAAUUAUAAUUUAACUGAAGAUCUUAGUGAGAAAAUUGAAAUAUUUCCUUACAGUGUAUUUUAUGUUUUUUAUGAACAGUAUUUAACAAUAUGGAAUGAUGCAUUAUUUUCAAUAUUUUACUCAUUGUUAGCGGUAUUUGUUGUGACUUUAGUUGUAACUGGUUUCUCAUUCUUUUCGUCUGGUGUUGUUUUACUAUUUGUAACAUUAAUUAUUACAAAUAUAGCUGGUUGUUUAUAUUGGUGGAAUAUUACGUUGAAUGCUAUCUCAUUAGUAAAUUUAGUGAUGGCAGUUGGAAUCGCUGUUGAAUUCGUGAGUAACAUAGUUCACGCUUUUGGGGUUUCAAAAGAAUCGACAAGUUUAGGGAAAGCUACUGACGCAAUUACGACAAUGGGUAGUUCAGUAUUUAUGGGAAUAACAUUAACAAAAUGUUUUGGAGUGAUCGUAUUAGCAUUUGCUAAAUCCCAAAUAUUUCAAAUAUUUUACUUUCGAAUGUAUUUAUGUAUAGUAGUUGUAGGUGCCUUACAUGGCUUAAUAUUGUUACCUGUAUUUUUAAGCUUUUGUUAAUAAUUAAUUUAAAAUUA
Chrysoperla carnea is the source of this 3920-nucleotide messenger RNA. Its product is annotated as NPC intracellular cholesterol transporter 1 homolog 1b-like. The coding region runs from base 106 to 3903 and encodes 1265 amino acids. NCBI's taxonomy places the organism in Eukaryota, Metazoa, Arthropoda, Insecta, Neuroptera, Chrysopidae. Gene Ontology annotation, cellular component: membrane. The transcript is spliced from 23 exons. The record is from RefSeq and is a predicted model, not a curated record. Gene Ontology annotation, molecular function: lipid carrier activity.